This is a messenger RNA of Glarea lozoyensis ATCC 20868, 1839 nucleotides long. Its product is annotated as ALDH-like protein. Gene Ontology annotation, molecular function: aldehyde dehydrogenase (NAD+) activity. The record is from RefSeq and is a predicted model, not a curated record. Bases 1 to 1839 code for a protein of 612 amino acids. Lineage: Eukaryota; Fungi; Ascomycota; Leotiomycetes; Helotiales; Helotiaceae. The transcript has 2 exons.
AUGGCGGAACCAGAGUUUCCAGUACAAGCAGAUGGGUUUCUUCAGGGCUGGGAGCUGAGCGAGGUUCAACAGCUGUUAUGGGGUGCAGCAAUAGGCGCAUCCAUUACGGUGGUGGUAGUCAUCUACCUCGUCUACAGAAUGAUGGAUUACCUUUACCGAGAACCUAUAAUCAAAUACACAAUUGAUCUCCCAAAGAUUUCGGAGGACUCAAAAUUUCUGGAGAAGGCAAAUAUCAAAACAUCUGGAACCACGGCUAUUCAGUGCUAUGCGCCUGCUACUGGAGAGUUUCUCGGUUUUGUGAACCCUGCAACGCCUGAGGGUAUCGACCGAGCGAUUGAAAAGUCGCAGAUCGCGCAGAAGAAAUGGGAGCGCACGACAUUCAUGCAGAGGAGACAAGUUCUGAGGUGUAUACAGGCUUUCAUAAUGGACAACCAGGAAGAGAUCUGCAAAGUCGCGUGUAGGGACUCUGGCAAAACUUUGAUCGAUGCUACACUGGGGGAAAUUUUGACAACAGUCGAGAAACUGCGAUGGACCAUUCUUCAUGGAGAAAAGGCUCUCAGCCCUUCGAGAAGACCCACAAAUCUUCUGAUGGCGCACAAGAAAAAUACUGUCAAAUACGAGCCUUUAGGCGUUGUGGCGGCAUUGGUAUCCUGGAACUACCCGGCUCAUAAUCUCAUGGGUCCUAUGAUUUCGGCCAUAUUUUCUGGAAACGGUAUUAUCGUCAAGGCCUCGGAGCUCACAGCCUGGAGUGCUAGUUAUUUCACCUUGAUUGUAAAAGGCGCCCUCCACGUUUGCGGACAUGAUCCCAAUCUUGUUCAGACUGUCAUAACAUGGCCUCAGACUGCGAACCACCUAACCUCGCAUCCUUCUAUCUCGCAUGUAACAUUCAUUGGAAGUCGACCGGUGGCGAAGCUCGUUGCUGCGGCCGCUGCAAAAUCUUUGACACCUGUGGUCGCGGAGUUGGGCGGGAAAGAUGCGGCCAUCAUCCUUGACUCGGCGGCAAAAGACCUCAAGCGCAUUAUUGAAAUCCUGUUACGGGGUACAUUCCAAGCUGCGGGACAGAAUUGCAUUGGUAUUGAGAGAAUUAUUGCUUGCCCGAAAGUAUACGACAAACUUGUUCUAGUUCUGGAGCCAAGAAUACGAGGGCUUCGUGUUGGGUCUAUUCUCGAUGCAGAAAAGGGGGAGGAGAUUGAUGUUGGCGCGAUGAUUUCUGAUGCAUCUUUCGACCGUCUUGAGAGUUUAAUUCAAUCAGCCGUCAAAGAUGGAGCACGUUUACUCGUCGGUGGAAAGCGGUAUAAGCAUCCCGUUCAUCGUUACGGAUUUUAUUUUCAGCCAACCCUCCUCGCCGACGUCACCAAAGAUAUGGAAAUUGCAAAGGAAGAAUGCUUUGGGCCAAUCUGUAUACUCAUGCGUGCUUCGAAAGCGGAGGAGGCAUGCGAGAUAGCAAACGCCCCGCAUUUUGGUCUCGGUGCGUCUGUCUUUGGCGAAUACAGCUUUGAGAUUCCUGCACUUUUGCGAAAUCUCAAGACGGGAAUGGUAGCUGUCAAUGAUUUUGGAGCAUUCUAUGCCGUACAAUUGCCCUUUGGUGGUACUGGUGGCAGCGGUUAUGGCAGGUUUGCCGGCGAAGAGGGCUUGAGAGGUUUAUGUAAUAUCAAGGCUAUCUGUGAAGAUAGAUUGAGCUGGGCUGGCAUCAAAACUGCAAUCCCGGCUCAGAUCCAGUACCCAAUACCGGAUACUUCAAAGGGGUUUCGCUUCAUGCAAGCGGUAAUGGAGCUUGGUUAUGGCAUGGGCGUCAUCGGCCGUUUUCAGGGUCUCAAGAACAUCCUCAAAAAUCUGUGA